Messenger RNA from Delphinapterus leucas (beluga whale), 5955 nucleotides. NCBI's taxonomy places the organism in Eukaryota, Metazoa, Chordata, Mammalia, Artiodactyla, Monodontidae. The record is from RefSeq and is a predicted model, not a curated record.
UACUUACUUUGUUUCUUAUUGAAAUAAGGAGCAAAUGGGAAAUUCUGUGUGUGUGGGUAGGGUUUGUCAAAGUAGUGUUACCUGAGUGAACUGUUUCUUUGUGGAACUUCUGAUGAGGUUUUUUUUCAUGGGUUGAUUAGAUUCACCAGAGAAGAAUCUUCUGAUUUGCUGUUCAGAGGUUGAAGCCUGGCAAGUGGCAGUUUGGUUGCCGAGUGGUGAAAGAAGACUGAGGAAUGCGUCUGAAAAUUUAAUACAACUUUGACUUAGUCACCUGUCUCUGGUCUUCCAAUCCAGAGAUUCUUGGUUUUACCCUGUCCAAGGAAUAAACCUUCAGUUUUCUUCUGUGAUGAGGCAUUGUGCAAUUAAAGAAUGGAUGAUGAUGAUUUUGGUGGUUUUGAGGCUGCAGAGAUUUUUGAUGGUGGAAAUGGUGAAACCCAAACUACAUCUCCUGCCAUUCCUUGGGCUGCUUUUCCUACAGUAUCUGGAGUCCAUCUUUCUCCAGCCUCUCCUGAGAUUGUAUUGGACCAUGACCACACUUCUCCUUCGGUUGGCUGCCUCUCUUCUGAGCCCAUCAUUUCAUCACCGGAGAAUACACAUGCAGACAAUAGCAUUGUCAGUCAAACUUUUCCUAAAGCACAGAUUCAGCAAUCAACACACACUCAUCUGGAUAUCUCACUUUUUCCGUUGGGUUUAACUGAGGAGAAAAGUAAUGGAACAAUUGCUCUUGUGGAUGAUUCUGAGGAUCCUGGAGCCAAUGUAUCAAACAUACAGCUUCAGCAGAAAAUUUCAAGUCUGGAGAUGAAACUCAAAGUAUCUGAAGAAGAAAAACAGAGAAUUAAAAAGGAUGUGGAAUCAUUGAUGGAAAAACAUAGUGUCUUGGAAAAAGAUUUCCUUAAAGAAAAAGAGCAAGAGGCCAUUUCUUUUCAAGAUAGAUACAAAGAACUUCAGGAAAAACAUAAACAAGAAUUGGAAGACAUGAGGAAAGCUGGUCAUGAAGCCCUCAGCAUUAUUGUGGAUGAAUAUAAGGCACUACUGCAGUCUUCAGUUAAGCAACAAGUAGAAGCUAUUGAAAAACAGUACAUUUCUGCAAUAGAGAAACAAGCACACAAGUGUGAAGAGUUGUUAAAUACUCAGCAUCAGAGGCUCCUUGAAAUGCUUGCCACAGAGAAGGAACUGUUAAAAGAAAAAAUAAAGGAAGCUUUGACUCAGCAAUCUCAAGAACAGAAGGAAAUAUUGGAAAAAUGUUUGGAGGAAGAAAGGCAAAGAAAUAAAGAAGCAUUAGUAUCUGCUGCAAAGCUUGAGAAAGAAGUGAUGAAGGAUGCAGUUUUAAAAGCUGUAGAAGAAGAAAGAAAAAAUUUGGAAAAAGCCCAUGCAGAAGAAAGGGAGUUAUGGAAGACCGAGCAUGCAAAAGAUCAAGAGAAAGUAUCUCAGGCAAUUCAAAGAGCUAUACAAGAGCAAAGAAAAAUUAGUCAGGAAACUGUUAAGGCAGCAAUAAUAGAAGAGCAAAAGCGAAGUGAAAAGGCUGUGGAAGAGGCAGUGAAGAGAACAAGAGAUGAAUUGAUAGAGUAUGUAAAGGAACAGAAAAGGUUCGGGAGUUGGAUGAGCUGGUGUCGAAUGCCUCUUAGAGUUCUGAACUGUGUUACCACCUUAUACCAGCAGGGAGUGUACCAGUGUAGAAGGGAGUAUAGCCACCAAGGGUCGAAUCUUGAAAUCUGAGAGGGUGAAGAAGCUGGUUUUUAGGAGGAGCACAAUACCCAGACUGCCUCUCUUGUGAAGUCGACCUCAGGGCAUGGGCUGGUGAGAAGGGCUUAUGUCUAAAGCAGAAUUCUUGAUUUCUGCCACCCAUUCCCUGCCAGGUUUUCCCCUUCAGAAGUCUUUCUUAUCUCAGUAAAUGGCACAGUCACUCAAACCUAAAUCCUGGAAGUCAUCCUCUUUCCACAACUCACAUAGUCUUCCAACAAGACUGACAAACAUACUCCAAAUUAAUACUGAAUUCAUCAACUUUUUACCACCUCUCCAUUGCAUCCUCUCUAGCCCAAGCUAAUUUCAUCUUUCGGCAGGUCAGAUAUGGCUUAGAAUAUCUCCUCAGUCUCCACUACUAUGUCAUAAGACCAGGCAGGCCACCAUCACCUUUACCAGGACUACUUGCUUCCGUUCUUAUGCCCCCCUUCUCCACUGCAGUGUAUUGUCCAUCCAGCAUCUCGUGAUCUGUCUUCUCAAAGCAUAAAUCUGAUCAUCACAUUACCAAACUUGAAAUCUUCCAAAGUUUUCCUAAAGGCUAUCUCUUAGCCAUUUUAGCUAAAAUCACACCACACGUUCCUCCCAGGAGCUGCCAUGCCUUCGUUUUUUUCCCUAGCACUUAUUUUUUUCCCCUAGCACUUAACAGUAACUGAAACGAUUUUACUGUUUUAAAUGGUGUUGUGUGUUUCCCCAAAAGAAUAAUGAUGCACUUUAAAAGAAAAAAAGCUGUAUGUUCUAAUACGUACCCCAGUGCCCGGUAUUUUGUAGGCAUUCAGUAAAUAUUAAUGAAUGAAUGAGAGUGGCAGUCACAGCAAGGACUGAGCCUGGGGUGAUUCCUCUUACUGAAAUAAUGGUUCUAUUCAGUAGGGUCUGAGAAAAACCUGUACUUAUUUUGUUAACUUUGUUUUAUGAAGAGCCCCUUCACUGUGUCCGCAUCUCAUAUGUCAAUUUUAUGUUGAAAAAAAAAAAUGGUACUGUGGUCCCUUGCUGUCAUCUUAUGCUGCUAUCAGUCUUCUAUCUCCACCUAACCAUGAGCAUUACUUGUCACUGGCAGAUGAACAUGGUUUUCAGCCAUGAGAAAAUAAUAAAAGGUUCUUAGUUCUAGGGAAUUCUAAGAUUUUUCAUAAUGUUUUCAAUGAAAUAAAUUAACCUCUGUUCUUUCAUUUUAUGGAAAUGGCUCUGAAUGUCAUUAAAAACACACAUGUUUGUGACUAGAUGGAUUUCAGGACUUAACAUCUUGUGUUAAUCUUGUUUUUUAAAUCCCACUGCCAACCACUUUCGCUUGGUUGGACCACCCAUAUUUGGGUUUCUAUGAUGCAUUCUUUUACGAAUAGGGCCUUUUUUUUUCCCCAUUGGAGUUUCCUACCUUAUAUACAAAUGACUGUUUUCUGCUUGCAAGGGAAAAAAUACUACACUGAGCAAGUUUAUGCUCCCUCAUCAAUUUGAAUUUCUUGUCAGAUUUUUUUUUCCUUUUCCUAAUAUGAUUUCCUUAAAUCAGUAGAAGUAAUAUUCCCUGUAGUUGUAGAAUCUGAUUUCAAAGAGGAAGAGGUAUAAUCCAGGUUAGCAGCAGAGGGAAUGUGGAUAUGUCCCCUUAGAGAACUCAGAAUUAAUGCCACUUCCCUUCCCAUUUCCUGCAUUUCCUUUUUCAAUGCCCUUGACUCUGUCAAGCAAGAUGUAUUUACUGAGGCCAGCUACCUGUCCAGCACUAUAAAAGAUACUGUGGGAUAAAGCAGGGGUUUGCCAAACAUGACUAAUGGACCAAAUUCAGCUUGCUGCCUAUUUUUUAAUAAAGUUUUAUUGGAACACAGCAACAUCCAUUUGUUUGCAUAUUAUCUAUGGCUACUUGCGUGCUACAAGAGCAGAGUUGAGUAAUUGUGACUGAGACCAUAUGGCCCAAAAAGCCUAAAAUGUACUACCUGGACUCCUACAAAAAAGUUUGCCAACCCCUAGUAAUAUAAAGCAUUGACUCCGAUUCUCAUAGAGUUUAUGAAUUAAUUGGGCUGGUUGUUAAUUGGUGUUGGAGUAAUUGGUGAAUCGAUAAAUGACAAAUUGUGUGAUACUGAACAGAAUAGGCACCACAGAAUGUUUACUGGUUGGAAGAUAAAUCUAAUCUGCAGAGAAGUGAUUAGUUAAGCAUGCUGAAGUACGGAAAGCUUCCUUAUACUGCCUUUCCCCCCUUAUUCUGUGCUUUUCUUUGUCGAGUCCCAGAUAUGCUAUAAAACUAAAAGAUAUUUAAAACAUCAUUGUCAAGGCUUUUCCCAGAUGUGUGUCCUCCCUAAUGCCCCCAAAGAGAUGCAUUGGAGAAAUAGGACAGGAUUCUUAAGACUGCAACAUUGUUUAGAACCAUGCCUGGCAUAUUAUAGGUCCUCAGCUAUACUUGAAUAAGUGAAAGAACCUGCAGAUCUAAAGGAAAGAAGAUUCUGUGCAAGCAAUAGCGAAUGUUAUUGAAUAUUCAGAAAGUACCACCUUAGAAUGGUGUUUCUCAGCAGGAAAGCUCCUAGUUCUUUAAGAAUUAAAUGGUAGUGGGCAUAUAAACGAGCCUGACACAUGGCAUGUUAUAAGUGCUUAAUAAGUCUUUACUGUCAUUAUUUGGAGGAAAUUGCGUAUUUUCUUUCAGACAUAGUACUAAUAUACAUGAAAGUAAGAAAAGCAUAUAAAUUAACCCUUGAUUAUAUCACCCUCUCAAUUAAGUAUUAAGAAAACAUUUGUACUUAGGAAGUACAUAACAGAGUGAUUCACAAUAAUGUAAAACUAGCUGUUUCAUCAGUGUAGAAACAUUCUUUUUUGAUUUGGUUGUGCUGAUUAUCAAUAAUAAGCCAUUAAUAUCUUUUAAAUAUCAAGAGAAAUUAACUACAGUCUAAGAAUACCACUCAAUGAAUUUUCACAAAGAAAGCACACCUGUGUAACCAGCACUUAAGUCAAGCAGAAAAUUGCCAACAUCUCAGACACCCCCCAACCCCGGCCUCCUUCCAAUCACUACUACUCCACCAAAGGGAACCUUCUUCCAUAGGAACGAACAUUGUAAAGACUAAUGGAGGGGAUGUUAGCACAUUCUUUUAAUAAGUCCACAGACUCCUUCAGGCCUUUGAGAACAAUCUGGCAUUUUAAGAAGAGAAUAGUUUUCUGACACUGAAGUAUUUCAUGCUAAACAUGUCAAAGUGCUUUUUACAUCAUCAGUAAUAUGCUUUGACAUGUUUAAUAUGAAAGCCUUCAGGGGCAGACAGUUAUUUUCCCUUCUUAAAAUAGAGAAUGAGGCAGGGUUUAACUACAUGAAAAAGUUCAUGAUUAAAAAAACAACAGCAGUAAUCAAUCUGUCGUGGCUUCACUAGAAUGCCCAUUAGUCAGUCAUGCAAACUUCACUAGACAUGGAGAUGUGGAAAGUGAACUGGAAUGAACCUCUGUUCUCUCUUGUCCCAUGCAUUCAGGUAAUUUUAUUUUUUUGUAUUUUUCACUAAUGUCUGGAUGGAAUUCAUAUCUCUCCUUCCUUCUUCUCUGUUUCAAAGGUCAUGCUAAUCUACACUGACAAUUAAUUAUGUGCUCUGAAUAAUGUAUGAAUAUCCAAGAAAAUCCUUUGAAAGAUAUCCAGUUUCCUAUUUCUUAGAGUUAUUUCCCCAUCCUAAUUUUUCUGUGUUUUACUUCAUGUUAUAUGUUUUUAAAUUACUUAAAACAAACAAACAUAAACAGGAGGUCAUUACAAUUCUUGUUCCCAAAUGUUUAGUUUGGCAUCUGAUGCAAGGCCUCAAUUGCAGGCUGCAACGCCAGAAGCUCGAGCUGAAGACAAGAAUGUGGUGCGCAGGCGUGAUUUGAAUUCAGGAAGAGUGUUUAUAUUUUCCCAAGGGCCUCAUUAACAAGAGUCAAGCCCUAACUGUUACUACCAACACAUUUUAACAGAUUAACUUUUCUGAUUUGUGAAGUAGAGUAUCAUCUUAUAUGCGUACAUCUUUAAAAAGCCUUCUCUUCCAACUGCCCUUUAAGCUACUACAGAAAGUUUAACAGUCAGUCCUUAUCACAUUGGAAAAUGUGUUUUUGUUAAAUAUCCCGUGGCACAUAUUCACCCAAUAGAGUUUUAUUUUUUGAUAUUUCAAAAUUAGAAACAACCUAAAUGUCCAUCCAUAGGGGACUGGUUAAAUGAAUUAUGUUAAAAUGGAAUACUGUGUGUUUACUAAAAAGAAUUAUACUUAUCUACAUUUGUUGAUAUGGUUGUAAAACCUCCUG